Dalotia coriaria is the source of this 2280-nucleotide messenger RNA. Its product is annotated as nose resistant to fluoxetine protein 6-like. Gene Ontology annotation, molecular function: acyltransferase activity, transferring groups other than amino-acyl groups. The transcript has 9 exons. The record is from RefSeq and is a predicted model, not a curated record. The coding region runs from base 65 to 2167 and encodes 700 amino acids. Lineage: Eukaryota; Metazoa; Arthropoda; Insecta; Coleoptera; Staphylinidae.
UCGCGAAAACUUUUAUUGUUUUUUUCCACUUUGUUACGAAUGCGUGCACGGGCCUAAUGUCAGCAUGAAUUUUCCAUGGAUAAUCGUUGUUACGUGUGUGUUGUGCAGUUAUGUGGAGGGUAGUUAUGACAGUUCGGACAAGAUGCCAUUUCCCAACUUACCAAAUGCCGCACCACGUUCAGAAAACACCAUUUGUCGAGAGGAGAGCCAAUUGUACAUCGAACACUUGAAUAAUAUGACUUUGUGGGCACAUAAAAUGUGGGAUGCCACAGCAAAAUCCUCCGUCGGCGCCCUGCAGGGGGCCAACUUCCAGUUUGGUAAUUUUGAUGAAUGCAUGAGCGUAUCGGGCCCUUUUCGCACGCAACAUUGUUUCGUCCGCAUUGAAGCCAAUGUGCCUAGCGUGCAUAAUCGCAGUGACCCGUUUGGGAUCAACUUUAAUCCAAACGAUCACGUUUUAAAGCGUUUAUACAAUACCGGCGAUAUCUCACAGCAAGCAAGAAACAUCAUCAACAUUGGAUGGUGCGUGCCAGCAUCUUGCACCGCCAUGGACCUGGAGCGGGCUUUAAAUCAGUACCUUACUAAAACCGUGCAUCCCUUCAACGCGUACAAUGUCUCGUACGUGGCUAAGAUUGAACAGAAGCAUUGUCAGCGGGAAAAGGAAAUCAAUGUCCUUGACGGAGUUGACAUCAGUUUUGGCAUUCUCGUUGGCGUGCUGGUGCUGCUUGUAAUUAGCGGUUCUAUUUAUGAAGUUAGAUCAUCACAGCGCGAGAAUAAAUCGAGUUCGCUUCUGGGGCGCAUCCUGUGCGCAUUCUCGGCACGAAGGAGUUACGAGGAUGUACAACGAGCGGACGAAUCAAACGGCGCUUUAAAGGUCCUCUAUGGUAUUAGGACUUUUGCAAUUGUGAUGAUAGUUACCGAUCAUCGAUUCGGCACCUACAUUUCGGGACCCAUUUCCAACUUUGAUUACAUUGAACAGGAAUAUAGGUCUUUAUCGUCAUGGUACCUCUUUCAUGGCGAUUUGUUCGUAGACACAUUUUUUAUUCUGAGUGGAAUCCUGGUCACAUAUGGAUUGCUCAAACAAUACAAUAAAAAAGUUAUCCAGCCGGGCCUCAUAAUUGUGCUGCGCUACAUGAGAUUAACUCCAGUUUACGCAUUCGUCGUAUUUUUUUGGUCCAGCAUCUUCCGGCACAUCGGGUCGGGGCCAUUUUGGAAUUUUGUUGUACCGAAAGAGGUGCAAGAUUGUCGAAAAUACUGGUGGUCUAAUUUGUUAUAUAUCAGCAACUAUGUUGGGGGACCGGAUAUGUGCAUGAUUCACUCCUGGUAUCUGCCUUGCGACUUCCAUUACUUUAUUAUAGCGAUUUUUGUCGUCAGAGUGCUUCACAACAACAAAAAACUUGGCCAGAUUCUUCUGGGUCUACUCUAUUUCAUUUCUGUGUUGGUACCAUUUGUAAUAACAAUAGUAUAUCGAAGACCAGGCGUGCUCCACUUUUAUCCAGCAGUGUUUCUGGUCGACCCUAAAAGCAACCUCGACUUCCACCUCACCUACAUCAAGACGCACACGCGAGCCUCCACAUACAUUCUUGGCAUGUUCGGUGGGUACGCAUUCUAUAAACUGAAAGAUAAGGACUUCAAAAUGUCGGCGGUGCAGUCACACUUGCUCACACUGCUUUCACUGGUAUGCCUUUUCUUCGGCAUGGCAAGCGGCGCGGUGUUUUACAACCCCUACCACGAAUACAAUGUGAUUGAAGCGGCGUUCUAUACCUCACUGCAUAGAAGUGUCUGGGCUUGUGGAACCAUUGGAAUAAUCUUUGUCGCCUCAUAUGGGCACGCCACAUGGAUAUACAAAACUCUCGCAUGGUCGCCCUGCAUUGUCCUGGGAAAUCUAGUUUAUGGCGUUUAUUUGGUUCACAUGUUAUUUCAAUUGCGAGCGGUUGGAAUGGCGUCAAGUCCAAGAACUUUUAGUUACUUCACGACGUUUUCCUACGCAGUCAGCGACGUAGUGCUGUCCUUCAUCCUGAGUUUUCUCAUUUUCGUAGCUAUUGAGAAUCCGUUCAGGAAGAUUAUUAAAGUGCUGCUCUUUCCAGUGCGUGACAACAAAACGCACUCAACCAAAGACUCGAUUGAAGUUCCUGAACAUUUCGGUAGUGUGCGCACGAGUCGUUUGUGAAUAUACGCAAAAAAGUGUGAGCCAGUUCUCAGCUGGACACUAACAAAGACUGACAAUUGCGAAAUAAUUCUUUUCAAGGCCGUAACGUAAAAAUAAAAGGAUUUUUUAAGGUA